CGAUUUCAGUUUCCAUUCACGUUUUCUCUUACUGUUGCUAACGGAAGAACCUUCGCGCCAAAAUUCCACCGGUCUCUCUCUCAGAUUCCAUUCGAAUUCUCUCUUGUUCCUUCGAUCUGCAUUCUACUCUCUGAUUUCAUUUUCGGAUACGGUGAUUGAAUUGAAGUUCUGUGGAAACGAAGAAUUAAAUUAGGAAUUGGCGUUUCGUUGAAUUGUAUGUCAACCCUUGGACAUAUGAAACUAGUAUCUGACUGCUGAAAUGAGAUGCAAUGCAUGCUGGAGAGAAGUAGAAGGGCGGGCAAUUUCCACAACAUGUGGUCACCUACUGUGCACUGAAGAUGCCAAUAAGAUAUUAAGCAAUGAUGGAGCAUGCCCUAUUUGUGAUCAAGUCCUUUCAAAGAGUCUCAUGAAACCUGUGGAUGUCAAUCCCAAUGAUGAAUGGGUCAAUAUGGCCAUGGCGGGAGUGUCUCCACAGAUAUUGAUGAAGAGUGCAUAUAAAAGUGUGAUGUUCUACAUUGGGCAAAAAGAACUGGAGAUGCAGUGUAAAAUGAACAAGAUUGUUGGUCAAUGCCGGCAGAAAUGUGAGAUGAUGCAAGAAAAGUUUACAGAAAAACUAGAGCAGUUGCAUACUGCUUACCAAAAAAUGGCCAAGAGGUGCCAGAUGAUGCAACAGGAAAUUGAGAGCUUAACCAAGGACAAUCAAGAACUUCAGGAAAAAUUUGCUGAAAAAUCCAGGCAGAAGAGAAAAUUAGAUGAAAUGUAUGAUCAGCUGAGAAAUGAGUUUGACUCUGUGAAGCGGUCUGCCAUACAGCCUGCAAGCAACUUUUAUUCCAGAAAUGAGCGUGAUUUGUUCUCCAACCCGCCUAACAUAUUGGAUGAAAGAGAAACUGGUCGAAAAGGUCUGCCGGUGUUCACUCCUACCACUCCAGGACCAAGAGAGGAUGUAUGGCCAGUGAGGCAGAAUAGCAAUAACUCUGGCCACUUCGACAUAUCUGUUGGCUCACCAGCAAAACAAAACAUCAUUGCGGGGGAUGCUGGGAACAGAAGGAUUGGUGGUCAUCCUGUUUUUGGACCUGGUGCUACUGGUAACCCAUCAAUGAAUUUGAGGAACUUGAUACUCUCUCCAAUAAAGCGACCUCAGCUCUCACGUAACCGCACCAACUUAUUCACGUGAGGAAAAAACUCUAGUCUGCUAAUUUCGUCUACUCUACACUUCAUAAUCUUCAUGUAUUUUGGUGUUUCAGAUUGUAGGCUCAAAGGAGGCUAACAAUCUAUGUCAGUUGAGCGUUCUGAUUUGGUUCUGGCCUUUGUUUCUUUGCUCUUUUUCUAAUAAAAAUUACUCGGUUAGUUAUUGCUUACAAAGAGCAGAGAAAAACAGAUAUGAAGUUUGCAUAUAUGAAUUUGUAGUCCACAUAAUGUGCUAUGAUAUUUUAAACUAAGUUUGCAUAGAUGAAGAGCUGGUAGCAGGAACUAUGUACAUAUCAUUUCAUUGCCUAGCUUAAAUUGUAUAAUUCACAGUGUAGUUUACGGUGAUUGGUGAAAACUCAAGUGUGUUGCUGAAAAAUUCUCUACUCUGAAGGAAAUGAACUGGCCGAUUUUGUUUCGAUUGAUUUGAGUAUAAAGAAUGAAAUCAAACGUCUUAAAUCUUGUUUUGAGCC
This is a messenger RNA of Trifolium pratense (red clover), 1658 nucleotides long. Its product is annotated as E3 ubiquitin-protein ligase CCNB1IP1 homolog. The transcript has 9 exons. The record is from RefSeq and is a predicted model, not a curated record. Lineage: Eukaryota; Viridiplantae; Streptophyta; Magnoliopsida; Fabales; Fabaceae. Bases 260 to 1174 code for a protein of 304 amino acids. Gene Ontology annotation, biological process: chiasma assembly.